Molecule: messenger RNA, 2462 nt
Organism: Dissoconium aciculare CBS 342.82
Lineage: Eukaryota; Fungi; Ascomycota; Dothideomycetes; Mycosphaerellales; Dissoconiaceae
Product: GMC oxidoreductase
Exons: 4
Coding region: 143-2143 (666 amino acids)
Molecular function (GO): flavin adenine dinucleotide binding; oxidoreductase activity, acting on CH-OH group of donors
Source: RefSeq, a predicted model, not a curated record
UUCCCAUCUUGUGCAAAGGAGGAGGUAUGUUGUUAGCGCGCUUGAAUAGCAGAAUGAUAAAACGUGGUUCGUCACCACGAGUUUGUCGGCUGAAUUAUAUUUUCUUCCAUCAUUCGUUGGUCGAAAGAGUUGAGCCAUCAUCAUGCUUCGCGUCUUCACUAUCUUUGCAGGUCUACUGGCCGCCGUCAGGGCAAAUACCGACACCACGACCUUGAAUUAUGAGUACAUCGUCGUUGGCUCCGGAGCUGGCGGAGGCCCUUUGGCCGCUCGUCUUGCUUUGGCCGGCCACAAGACUCUUUUAAUCGAAGCCGGAAACGAUCAAGGAUCAAAUCCAAAUUACCAGGUGCCAGCGUAUGAAGCGAAGUCCACGCAAGAUCCUGCUCUGGCCUGGGACUUUUUCGUCAAUCACUAUUCCGACGAGGCUCGCCAGAAGUUGGAUUACAAGUUGACCUACGACCUCCCAGAUGGAUCGACGUAUACUGGUUUGAAUCCCCCUUCGGGUGCAACUAUUAAAGGAGUCCUGUAUCCUCGCACCGCGACGCUUGGCGGAUGUACGGCUCAUAACGCUCUUAUCACGAUCUACCCAGACGAGAGCGACUUUCAGUACAUAGCCGAUCUUACCAGCGAUAAGUCAUGGCGCCCGGACAACAUGCGCAACUACUGGACUAGACUCGAACAGAAUCGCUACAACCCGGACAAUUCCACUGGUCACGGAUACGAUGGUUGGCUUAGUGUUGAGAAGGCUAAUAUGUCCUUAGCUUUCGGUGACCACAAGCUUCUUGGAAUGCUGUUCGGCGGGGUGAAUGCUCUGGGCCCUGAUACCAACUCGAAUUUUGUUUCGCUGCUCCAAGGAGAUGCCAAUGCGCAAGGCACCCAGCGAGACCAAACACAGGCCAUUUACCAGAUUCCGAUUGCCACUUACAAAGGUGCGCGUAAUGGUGCUCGCGAGUUCAUCGUCUCUGUUGCUACUGCCACAAACUCUGAUGGAAGCAAGAAAUAUCCCCUCGAUAUUCGCACCAAUUGUUUCGUGACGAAAGUCAACUUCAACAGCCCGGCCGUCAAGGGAGCAUUGCCAACAGCCUAUGGGGUCAAUUUCCUUGACGGCCAGGCUCUCUAUCGUGCCGAUCCUCGAGCAAAAAAGAGCGCGAACAAGGGCAAGCCAGGCUCUGCACGUGCAAGCCGAGAAGUCAUCAUCGCCGGUGGAUCCUACAACAGUCCUCAAAUCCUCAAGCUCUCUGGUAUUGGCCCAGCUGCGGAACUUAAGAAGUUCAACAUCUCCGUCAUCGCCGAUCUCCCCGGUGUCGGAACUAACCUCCAAGACCACUACGAGGUCGUCGUCCAGGGCUCGACUGACGAGGACUUCUCCACCCUCGAUGGUUGCACUCUCGCCUUUGACUCCAAUGGCAAGCCGACAGCCCCCGAAACCGAUCCCUGCUAUCAGAAAUGGCUCUCUGCCGGACCCGGCGGCGAUCGAGGGGCCUACGCCAGCAGCGGGUUUGCGGCGGGCAUGUUCCUCAAGAACUCAGACGCGGUCGCCGCCGACGCCAACUACGGCGCGCUGGCCUUCGGUGGGCCGAUCAAUUUCCGGGGAUAUUUCCCCGGGUACGACUACAACGCGACACAAAAGCACAACUAUUGGUCCUGGGCGAUUUUGAAGUCUCACCCGAGGAACACCGCAGGCAGUGUGACGCUGCGCUCAGCCGAUCCCUUGGACACCCCUGAAAUUCAGUUCAACUAUUUCGAUGCCGGAAGUAAGGGUUGGGAGAAGGACGUCGCGCAAAUUGCGGAGGCGAUCGGCGUGGCGAGGGAUGCGUUCGCGAAACAGUCCACUCCCUUCACCGAACUUUUGCCCGGGCCGGAUGCCAAUGUUGAGGAUUUUAUCAAGAACACAGCUUGGGGACACCACUGCUCCAGCACGUGCGCAAUUGGAGCUGAUGGUGACCCCAUGGCGGUGUUGGAUUCGAGUUUCAGGGUGCGCAAGGUGAAUGGCCUGCGAGUGGUGGACGCAUCGGUGUAUCCGAGAAUCCCUGGAACUUUCACAGCCGCGUCGACUUACCUUGUCGCAGAAAAAGCUGCAGAUGUCAUACUCAGCCAAUUAAAGACGAAGCUGCCGGCUGGUGUUCUCCGUCGUACGCACAUGUGAACACUUUUGAUUGUCGCUGGAUAAUGUCCAACAUAUUUGAUGAAUGGAGGAAUGAUAAAAUCAACUGAUGAGGCAUGAAAGACGUGGUUCGCUUUCGCUUGUUUGAAGAUUCAAUGAUGAAACAAAGUAAGCUGGGUUAUAAACGCGGUCAUUUUUUGACAUUUCUCAACGCGCCUCGGAAUCACUCUUGCGAGCCAUCGGUAUUAAGCUCUGGAAUAAAACUUCCCUCUACGGCCAACCUCAAACGUGUGACAUGUCUUUCUGAAAGCGAUAUGAGCUCUUCAAAAUUGCCUUUGAGCUUUCCACGGUGUUUACGGCA